CGGACACAAUAGUUAAGAUAUGAUGAUACUUAAGAUAAUCAAUUUAAGUGGUCUAGAUGACAUCAAACUCCAUGUAUGGACAAUCUUUGUACAAACUUCACUAGCUUAUUUGAAUCAUGAAAGCGAUCUACGUUUCGGUUGUUUUGUGUGCUCUAAUUUGGGCAGCCAGUUCUGCGAAACUCCUAAGAGUUCCUCUCACUAAGGGAAUAACGCCGAGGAGGUCGCUUCGAAAUGUGGCCCUUCAUCUAGAGGAUAUGAAGAAAAGAUAUCGUGUUGGUGGUGUUCCAGAGCCGUUGACUAACUAUCUAGAUGCUCAAUAUUACGGAGAAAUUAGCAUUGGAACUCCUCCACAAACAUUUGAUGUUAUCUUUGAUACAGGAUCAUCUAAUCUCUGGGUGCCAUCUGCAAAAUGCAGUAUUCUCAAUGUAGCUUGCUUGUUACAUAAGAAAUAUUACUCAGAAAAAUCAUCAACUUACGUAAAAAAUGAUACUGAAUUUUCGAUCUCCUAUGGGUCUGGCAGUCUUUCAGGAAUAUUGUCUGUUGAUUCUAUAGCGAUUGGAUCAGCUAUUGUUACUUCUCAAACUUUUGCCGAAGCGACAAACGAACCGGGAAUAGCUUUUAUUGCAGGAAAAUUUGAUGGCAUCCUUGGACUUGCCUAUCCAAGCAUAUCAGUAGACGGCGUUUUGCCGGUCUUUUAUAAUAUGAUCAACCAAAAACUUGUUGAGCAACCGGUCUUCAGCUUCUACCUUAAUAGGGAUGCAGAUGGUAACGUAGGUGGUGAAAUAUUGUUUGGCGGUUCCGAUUCAGACUAUUAUGAAGGAGAAUUUACAUACUUGAAUGUUGAUAGACAAGCAUAUUGGCAGGUCAAAAUGGAUAGUGUUAAAGUAAAUUCAAGUACUUUUUGCGAUGGUGGAUGCGAAGCCAUUGUUGAUACUGGUACUAGUUUGCUUACGGGACCAUCGGCAGAAAUUAAAGCGCUUAAUAAAAUCAUCGGAGCCGUGGAACUCCUUGCAGGUGAAUAUUUCAUCGACUGCAAUAAAAUUCCCACCCUGCCCCCGAUAAACUUUGUACUGGGAGGCAAAUCCUUUACCCUCGAAGGAUCAGACUAUAUUUUGGAGGUCGACACUGGUUUGGGAAUUAAUGAAUGCAUUUCUGGAUUCAUGGGUUUGGAUGUGGAGGCACCAGCCGGUCCUCUCUGGAUUUUAGGGGAUGUGUUUAUUGGAAAGUACUACACCGAAUUCGACGUGGGCAAUAACAGAGUGGGAUUUGCUCAAUCGAAAAAUAGUGCUAACUGAUUUUUGUAAUUUGCCUUGAAAAAAUAAAUUUUUCGUGUUCAUGA
Dendroctonus ponderosae (mountain pine beetle) is the source of this 1339-nucleotide messenger RNA. Its product is annotated as lysosomal aspartic protease-like. NCBI's taxonomy places the organism in Eukaryota, Metazoa, Arthropoda, Insecta, Coleoptera, Curculionidae. Gene Ontology annotation, biological process: cell death; proteolysis. The transcript has 8 exons. Gene Ontology annotation, cellular component: lysosome. The record is from RefSeq and is a predicted model, not a curated record. The coding region runs from base 117 to 1295 and encodes 392 amino acids. Gene Ontology annotation, molecular function: aspartic-type endopeptidase activity.